Molecule: messenger RNA, 1625 nt
Organism: Musa acuminata AAA Group (dessert banana)
Lineage: Eukaryota; Viridiplantae; Streptophyta; Magnoliopsida; Zingiberales; Musaceae
Product: ethylene-responsive transcription factor CRF1-like
Exons: 2
Coding region: 378-1382 (334 amino acids)
Biological process (GO): regulation of DNA-templated transcription
Molecular function (GO): DNA binding; DNA-binding transcription factor activity
Source: RefSeq, a predicted model, not a curated record
CCCCAUCUCUCUCUCUCUCUCUCUCUCUCUCUCGCGUUACGUGAUUCGCCGGUUGCUUUUGGUCUUUGCAGCGCCUCCUCUUUCGUGUCUCCCACUGCAGCGCACGCUUUGCUCCCUCUCUUUGCUUGGCUGCGCCAAAGGCAGGCAGAGAGAGGGUUCCGUAGAUGGAAGCCUGUGCUGCGCCUGUGCUGUGCUCCAGGGAUUAGUACCACCGAAUCCUGUGCUGCUGCGCUCCGGGAAUCAGUACUGCUGCGGACGAGAGACGAACCUGGCCUUUCCCUUUUGAGGGACCGGAUGACAGCAGCGCCAUUGCGGAUGUAAAGUGGAGUGGGGAAGAGAAGAGAAGAAAGUGCGUGUGGUUUGCUCGAGAGAGAUCGAUGGAGACGACGCUGUUGCUGCCCGUCAAGCGUACCGAGCACGUCCACGUGACCCCGAAGCCGCUCGCGCCACGGCGGCCCGAGCACGCGCACGCACACAAGCCUCGCACCGUGCGCAUCUAUUGCGAGGACUUGGACGCCACUGACUCCUCUGGCGAUGAUGAGGAGGUGCCGGAGUGCCGGAACCUCCGCCGCGUCCGCCGCUACGUCCAGGAGAUCCGGUUCGAGGUCCGGCCCUCCCCUGUCUGUACGAGCAGCAAAGCGUCGAAGGGCGCAGCGGCCACGGGGAGGAAGAGGAAGGCCGCCGCCGACGUUGCUGAUGCGGACGACGGCGAUCGGAGCGUGAAGCGGUUCCGCGGAGUCCGGCGGCGGCCGUGGGGGAAGUACGCGGCGGAGAUCCGUGACCCCUGGCGCCGCGUCCGGGUGUGGCUCGGCACGUUUGACACCGCCGAGGAGGCGGCCAAGGUGUACGACUCCGCCGCCAUCAAGCUCCGGGGCCCCGGCGCUGCCACUAACUUCUCCCAGCCCGCUGUCGACAUCUCCCCCGCCGGCCCUCCGCCGAAUAAGCACCUCCCGGACGACAACCUCGCCUCCGUCUCCGGCACGUACGACUCCAUUGACGAGCCGCGCAACCUCUCCUCCCCGAUCUCCGUCCUUUGCGGCUUCUCCUCCUCCGCAUCCUCCCCGUCCCCUUCUUUGCCAUCCCCGACGGAAAAGGCAGCCGAGGCACCAGCCUCCGCCAGCGAGAGAAGCCGACCAGACCAACUCGUCGACAUCUUGCCCUUCGAGGAGAUGCCUCUCUUCGACGAAAUCCUCGGCUUGAGUCACUCACGCCCGAGCUACUUCGACGACUCCGCCCCGAUCGGCUUUCUAGCCGAGGAGAUGAGCGACGCCCUGUUCGGCGCGGGGCUGGACCUCGACCUCGGCCUUUCCACGUGGCAGGCCGACGACUAUUUCGAGGACAUCGGCGACUUAUUCCCGAUCGAGGCUCUCCCCGCCCUCUGAUACCUCCUAACUCAGACGCUCCACUCCCCGGGCGCCGAUUCAUCGGCCGAUUUUGUCGCGGCAAUCAAAGAAAAAAUAAUAAUAAUAUAAUAAUAAAAGCGGCCCCUUUUUUAUUUUUUCUUAAUUUUGUUUUUGUAGGUCUGUUGUAAAACGCGUCUCCGUUACUUAACGGCGACGGAAAUCCGUCUUCUCUUGUUUCUUCGUCUCCUUCAAAAUUUUGAGAAAGAGUUAUGAACUGCUUCA